Molecule: messenger RNA, 2667 nt
Organism: Asterias rubens (European starfish)
Lineage: Eukaryota; Metazoa; Echinodermata; Asteroidea; Forcipulatida; Asteriidae
Exons: 4
Coding region: 284-1897 (537 amino acids)
Molecular function (GO): protein binding
Source: RefSeq, a predicted model, not a curated record
CUUUGUGUGUCUAGCGCUAGAGCGCGCGAUCGAUUAAGUGGAUUGCUUAACGAAUUGCACAUGUGGUGCAAUCCCUAUGGUUCUCAGUAAGCCGAAGGUAUAAAACUAAAAAAGGCCAAUAAUGUGUUUUACUUACUUCAUGGAGCUACUGCACAGUCCAGUAAGCGGUAUCCGGCGGUUCCCAAAAAGUUGAGAUUGUCUGCCACCCUUCAAGUUUUGCAACCCUUCCCUUCCUCCACCAGGCCAGCACGGCAGCAGACAGAGCUUAAGUGCGUUUAACGUCAUGGCCGAAGCUUCUGCCCAACCAACUACUUGCUUCUCAGAGGACCUUUCCAAUGAACUGAAAGCCCUUCGAUCCAUCUUUACUGCAGAAGGAGAAAUCUCUGUGGAUGAUCUAGGGCCAGGAGGGGACUACUGCUUUGUGGUUCAGUUGAAGCCCAGGGACAUUGAUGUUGGGUUGCAGUUUUUAAUUCCGGAGUCGUAUCCCAAGACCAUUCCCAAGGUGGAGAUUCUGCCGGAGGAAGGAGAGACUUGUGAUCUCCACGAUGAUGAUCCAGGCCUGACCCAGCUUCUAGAGGUCAUGUAUCGCUCAGCCAAGGACUUUGUUGGGGAACCAAUGAUGUACAGUCUGCUUGAUGUGGCCAAGAACUGGCUGGAGGAAUCUUCUACUGGAGGGGGAGGCCAGGAAGGAGAUCUUAAGGAAGCAUCAGUCACAGAUGAUGUCACCGAGUCAAGGAUGAUCCCUGGUGACAAGAAAGCUGUAGAUGAUGAGGAUGAUGGAGAGUAUCAAAAGAAAGGCAAGGACAAGAAGAAGAAAACGAAGAAAUGUUAUGAUGAGGGGCUUGGUCCUGACAAGAAGCCUCGCAUGAAGACAGCUUCUGAGGUGAUCUCUCGCAUUCAGUGGGACAGACAGCUUCGCCAAGAGGACUUCAUUGUCGGUUACCUUGAUCGUUUCGUCGGCAUCGUCGAGAAACUGUUCACAGCUUUCAGCUGGGUGGACGUUGCAACUGUAGAUGAUUAUGAAACCCUGGCAAUACCUAGACACCGUAUCCAGUAUUUCAAGUACAAAGAUCAGAUUGUCUGGGACAAGACGCAACGACUGGAUGAUGUGUUUGGCUCAACAGGGAGCGGCAAGACAAUCUUGAGCACUGUGGAGAUGUUCUCCAAGGAGAAUAAGAGCGUAGAGGAGAAAGAAGCUAUUGAAGAAGCUGGACAUGAAGCAGUUGGAGAUGAAGAAACUGAGCCAUCCUUGGAGGUUGUUGCAACACCUUGGCAUCAGCCAAAAAAGAAAAACUUUAAUCAGCCUAAUUACUUUUUUGCUGUCCGCAUCACCGACCAUGUCAUCAGAAGGUGUAUAUCAAGAAUCCAGGAUGCGGUGUGUGAGAACAAUCCACUUCUUGAAGAUGCACUUAGUAAUCCAUCAACUCUUCAUGUCACCCUGUGCACACUGUGUCUUGACACACCGCAGCAGAAGGCACAAGCUGUGGACAUUCUAAAGUCCCUCCAGCAAGAGAUCUCCAGCAUGCUGUCACCAGUCACAAUGAUGCGGUUUCAGGGUCUGGCUCAGUUUCACCAACGUGUCUUAUACGCCGCUCCGGAUGAAGACUCCGUGCAUGCUCUCAGGAACCUCUCACAGACUAUUCUAUCUGCUUUGAGAGACUCGGGACUCCAUCUUGCUGGGAACCACUCCGAAUAUAAUCCUCACUUGACUUUGUUAAAGUUGAACAGAUCAGAAGCAUCCAACUCCCCAAUUUACCCAGAUUUAUACAAAAGGUUUCAAGACGCUUUCAUAGGUGUGCAGCCAAUCGAUGCUGUACAUUUGUGUUCAAUGGGGGAGCGGAGCAAUGAUGGUUUUUAUCAGUGCCUAGCAAGUAUGGAUGUUCAAUCAGAACAUUGAAUCAAAGCUGUAGAUUGUGUGCGAAUUGGGGCUACGGCUAUGGCUACAGCUGGAUCACCGCGACAAAAGUUAUUACGAAUCUGACCCUGCAAUCUCUGCAAAAUACAAAAUUUUAUGCUUUCUUUCAUUGUGCUGUGUACAAAUUGUGCCUGCAGGAAGUGAAGGAUCUGUGGUUAUUCUCUAGCUUUGGGUUUGAUUUGUGUGUGGAAGGUUAGGGGGAGGAUUUCCCAAUUAUAACAAUGACCAUCAACUAUUGACUGUAAAGAAUUUUUUUAUUUUAAAUUGCAUACAGCCAGUCGGCAUUAGUUUUUAAACAAGUUUAUAGAUUACCUCCAUUUUAUUUUGAGAAUUCUUCAUUUCGGUGUCAAAUUAUCCUUGAGAUUCUUAUCUACAUGUAUGUUGGGCUUUUUGUCUUAAGAGGGAUCGAUUUCACAAAACGGUUUGAAUCUGAAAUGCUAAGCGUGAUGUAACAAUGGCAAUGACUUACUGGAAACUCAUCUUAAGUUGAAUCUCAGUGUUUUGUGAAGUCAACUUGCGAUUUCACUUACUUUUCACUCCAUCAAAACCGCCGAAACUGGUUGUUUAAUCCAAAAUCCAUUGCAAUACUUUUGAUAACAUUUUCACUAUUAAUAUUUGUAACAAAUUUGCUCAUUGCAAAUGUUGUAAUUUUGCAAGUUACCUUAAAAGUAAAGAAAUUAAUUGCUUGAAGAAUUUGUAUUUGUGCUUAUAUAAGAGUAAUGCGGGUACAUGUAUCUGUUUUUAUAAAUAUG